AUGAUUGUGUUUAUUCGGCAUGUUGAUUCAAGUAGGCAUAUUGUUGAGUCGAGAGAUAUAUCAGUUAAGGAGCAGAUGAUUGUGUUUAUUCGGCAUGUUGAUUCAAGUAGGCAUAUUGUUGAGCAUCUUCUUGGCAUUACUCAUGUUUGUGACACUACUUCUAUGUCUCUUAAAGUAGUCAUUGAAGAUCUUCUAACAAGUCAUAAAUUAAGCAUUUCAAGAAUAAGAGACCAGGGCUAUGUUGGAGCAAGUAAUAUGCGAGUUCCAGGAAGACCUCGCCGUAAAGCUGAAAAAAGGACUCAUCUUCAUAAGUACCGUGUUGAAAGGUUUUAUGUGGUUUUAGAUCUACAGCUCCAUGAGCUAAAUAAUCGUUUCAAUGAGAAGAAUACAGAGUUGCUCUUAUGUGUGGCAUGUUUUGAUCCAAAGAAUUCAUUUGCUAGGUUUGAUAAGGAUAAAUUAGUUCGAUUUGCACAGUUUUAUCCAAAUGAUUUUUCUGAUAUUGAACUUCAAUUACUAGAUAACCAACUACAGACUUAUUUUGUUGAUGUAACUUCUGAUCCUGCUUUCUCUAAAUUGGAUGGUAUUGAUGAAUUAGCUAAAAAAAAUGGUGAAAACGGGAAGACAUUUGGACUAUACGAUGGUGUAUUUGCUUCUAAAGUUGUCUUUGAUCCCACUGGUUGUAACUGCUAG
Molecule: messenger RNA, 690 nt
Organism: Ipomoea nil (Japanese morning glory)
Lineage: Eukaryota; Viridiplantae; Streptophyta; Magnoliopsida; Solanales; Convolvulaceae
Exons: 2
Coding region: 1-690 (229 amino acids)
Source: RefSeq, a predicted model, not a curated record